ACAUCAUUCAGAAUUAUGGUGGCAAGCUUGAGCACAUUAUUGCUAGGUUUUUAAGAUCUUGUAUACUGAACAGAGAUGCUGUCGGAAGCAUGGUGAAAGAAUAUUACCACGAGAUUAUAUAUGAAAUAUUCCAUUGUGCUCCUCAAAUGCUUAUAUCUGUCAUUCCUACCUUGACCAAUGAAUUACUGACAGAUCAAGUAGAUGUUCGUAUAAAAGCUUUAAACUUAAUUGGGAAACUUCUUUCAUUGCCCGGAAACCAUGUUGCCAAAGAUUAUCGCUAUCUCUUUAUGGAGUUCUUAAACAGAUUCUCUGAUAAGUCCGCUGAAGUGAGGCUCAAUGCUCUUUCACAUGCAAAAACUUUGUACAUAGCCAAUGAACUGGAGACUGAAAUCACUAAAUCAUCUCAAAGGCCCAAAACUGAAGUUCUAAGUAAGCUGCCAAAGGCCCAAAACUGAAG
Ipomoea triloba (trilobed morning glory) is the source of this 457-nucleotide messenger RNA. RefSeq lists its product as uncharacterized. The transcript is spliced from 2 exons. Gene Ontology annotation, biological process: DNA repair; mitotic sister chromatid cohesion. Lineage: Eukaryota; Viridiplantae; Streptophyta; Magnoliopsida; Solanales; Convolvulaceae. The record is from RefSeq and is a predicted model, not a curated record. Gene Ontology annotation, cellular component: chromatin; nucleus. Bases 90 to 455 code for a protein of 121 amino acids.